Molecule: messenger RNA, 2646 nt
Organism: Nilaparvata lugens (brown planthopper)
Lineage: Eukaryota; Metazoa; Arthropoda; Insecta; Hemiptera; Delphacidae
Product: ATP-dependent RNA helicase DHH1-like
Biological process (GO): cytoplasmic translational initiation
Cellular component (GO): cytoplasmic stress granule
Molecular function (GO): translation initiation factor activity; ATP binding; RNA helicase activity
Source: RefSeq, a predicted model, not a curated record
ACUAUUUGUAUUGGAUGAGGCUGAUAUGCUAAUGAACCUCUCCUUCAAAGAUGAUAUCAAUGCGAUAUUUAAGAGUUUACCAGCCAGCAAACAAGUGGUGGUGUGCAGUGCAACGUUCACAUCAGAAUUGAAGUCAUUUCUUGGCAAGUACAUGAACAAUGCACCAACCUACGUGACACCCUCAGGCAAAUGUCCGGUCCUACUCGGUCUGCGCCAUUUUGUGCUGCUCUCUCCUGAUCAGUCGUCAAAUCAGCUGCGAAGAUUGAUCAACAAGGAAAACCAGCUGAUGUCCAUUCUCAAGUCGGUUCCUUUCAGCCAAUGCCUCGUGUUUUCAAAUUACCAAACCAGAGCGGAAAGCAUUUGCUGCAAGCUGCGCCGGAAAGGCUGGGAGAAGUGCUGCGAAUGGAUCGCGGGCAGCCAGGAUCAGGGCACACGUAUUGGCGUGUACGAGCGCGUGCGUGACAUGAAGGCACGCAUCCUGUUGACGACAGACCUGACGGCGCGCGGACUUGACUUCGAGGCGACCAAUCUGGUCGUCAACCUAGACCUGCCCGCCGAUUCGCACACCUAUCUGCAUCGCAUGGGCCGCGCCGGCCGCUUUGGAUCUCAAGGAAUCGUUAUAACUUUAUUAGCGCUGGAUGAGAUGGCAAAGUUCAGAACUCUGAUUGGAAAAAUUGGUUCAUAUGCCAAUGCGUGCAUUAUACCAGACGAUGCACUCAAUAAGGAACUUUGGACUGUGAAUUUGGAUGUGUUGGAGGUACUUGAAGGACAUUCUGGGAGCGAGGAACCCGAACCUGAAGAGAUUCCUAAGCCUGAAAGUGAGGAUGUUGCCGAGAUCAAAACUGACAGCGAGUGUGUACACAUGAUCUACUCUUCAAAUGAGGAGGAACAGAAGGAAGAACAUGAAAAAACCACUCAACUUCUGGAAUUUGGAUUAAAACUUUUGAGGUUUAAGAAAGCACCAGUGUUCUACUCUUUCAAAAAGCUAGAAGAAUCUCGCAGACAUUUUGUCCGUGAUGCUGCUGCUGCAAACGAUUCAGAAAAGUGCAAAUGGAAGAAAGUGUUGGAGCCUGCAGGUAGCUUGGAAAGUGAUGUUGCCGAGUACUUCAUCUCGUCUUAUGGUCGAAAAAUGGCUGAUGUCACAGAAAGGUGUCGGAAUAUGUACUUUGUCGACGUUAUUAAAAGUUUACCUUGCAAAUCUGAUAGCAGCUUCAAGUUUACAAAUGAUUCCAGCAUUCAAGACUUGAAUCUUGAAAAACUCGAAAUAAGUGUUGAACGUUCAAAUGAAAAUAGGUCUAGUCAUUAUGGAGAUGAUGUAAUGAGUGGAUUGGACUCUCCAAAAUCAGGAUCUUCAAGUCGUCAAUCCCGUUCACCAUCUUUACAUUCUGUACUAUUCUUCGAAGACACUACCGGUGAUACCUCUAAUCGGAUACCUGAUGAAGAUUCUAAGUCAACCCAAUAUUCAGACAAUGACCAAAACAAAAUUAAAAAGCCAAUUCACAUUUUUGUGCCCAAGAGAAAAUUGUGCGAAGUGGAUUCAUCGUCUACUUCAUUUGAACAAGUCAAAGACUUGAGAUCCAAUACACCUGUACAUCAUCAAGAAAAUAACGACUUUCGGUACAUGUGUGGAUCAAAUGUGCAGUCAACAUAUGAAGGGAAUCAAGACUACAGGUAUACCACAGAUGAAUGCAAUAGGCGGCAAUCCACUUCAACCGUACAUUAUCAAGUGAAUCAAUACCCUGAGUACAUGGAUGAAUCCUUUGCGCAGUCGUGUGACUUCACUCCUCAGCAACGUAAAAGGAUAAGACAGGCCUUGAAUCCAUGUUACAAUCCUGCUAUGAAUAGCUAUUAUCAUUAUAACAGUAAUCUUCAUCAAAGUUCACAUAAUUCUUCUAUGCCCUUAGAUCAGUGGAAUGCCCUCUAUCGUCAACAAUUAUCGCAGAAAAGGAUGUAUACUAGUUACUCGUAUUAUAUGCAUCGUAUGCUACAUUCACUAACCUAACAUUGGUGAAACAAUUAAAACGUUAUUGCGUUCUAUAAUUCAACUUUGAGAUUGAUCAAAUCGAUCAAUCCACCUGAUUUAUUAUCAAAUCGUUAUUUUAUAUGGUAUCUGUUGUAUGAUUUAUCUUGAAGAUUGAUUAAAUUAAUCCAUCCAAUUAAUCAUCAGAUUUUUAUCUUAUAUGGAGAUUUACAAUUCUUGAGUUUCAAUAUUUCCAAUAAUGUAACCAUAGAGAAAAAAUAGAAUCCUACACUACUUUUGUAUUCUCUUUUAUGUAAAUAUGAUUUGAUAAUUAUGUGUUUCUCCCAUUUUCUAAUAAUAAAUCUGCUGCAUAUUAUAUCAAUCGCUGUUCCUUGUGAAGAUUUUACAUAUUUGUUAUUCUAAUCUUCAGUUAGUAGCCUAUUUGAAAUUGAAUUAAUGCUUUAUUGAAGUUGAUUCACUCACUGUAUUUUUAGCAUCAUGUUAUGUUGAACACUAAUCAAUUGUAUAAAUAUAUCAGUAAAAAAGGGUACGUAGGUUACUAUUUAUAAAUAAUAUAAGUAGCCCUGAAUUCAUACAUUUUAAGAAUCUUAUUAUUUAUUACUCAUAACUAAUUUCAUUGACUAAUCAUGAAUUGACUGGAAUAGAUCAGGUAAAUUCCAUACUCC